Lodderomyces beijingensis is the source of this 1338-nucleotide messenger RNA. Lineage: Eukaryota; Fungi; Ascomycota; Pichiomycetes; Serinales; Debaryomycetaceae. The record is from the annotation of a GenBank genome assembly.
AUGUCUAUGGCAGGAUUAAGACAGCCGUCGGCUCUUGAAAGGUAUCAGUUGUGUCGUGUCAAGAAUGAGUACUAUCUGAAUUUCAACAUCACCGUCAAAUACCACGCAGGGCAACUUCAUGACCGUGUCUUGUUAUCCAAUGCGUUGAAAAACUUGGUCCAAAAACACCCGAUUCUCGGAUGCAACUAUUUCAGAACUAACGAAAACUUGGGCGAUGAGGACGAUUACAGAAACUACGUUGUGCGAGGAGUCGACAUUGACUACGAGGACUUGAUAUCGAAAAGACAGGGAGCAAUAGACGGAGAAUACUUUGAAUACUUGAACUCGAUCUUUUUCCAAAUUGACGUGAAUCAGCCGCUAUGGAAAUUGAUCGUGGUGGGGGAUUGUUUGACUAUUGUCUGCUGUCACGUUUUCCUUGACGGCAACGGGGGGGUUUUUUUCCAUCAGGAUCUCAUGGCUGAAAUCAACAACCUCGCUUCUUCGUCUUCUUCUUCUUCUUCCUCCUCGGCACCAUCAUCGUCGUUGUUGGUAUUUCAGCGUUUCAUAUCGAAAGCAGAUGAAAUCACCUCAGUUCCACCGCUGGUGGAAUCUUCUUCUCCACUAUACCGAGUCCCCUGGUGGUUUGCACUCAAAACCAUAGCCUCCCACUAUAUGCCGUGGUUCUCCGCUUCAGGUACGACGAAAUUCCCCUUGUUCAAAACCAAGCCCGUGUCAGCACAACACCAUACAAAGUACCGCGUGAUUCGGUUUGACAAACUGCAAACGGCUUCGAUCCUUUCCCACGUCAAGAAGCAAAAAUUGACUUUCACACCUUGGCUUAUAGCACAGGUGUUCACCCAAUUGCUGGCUUUGAAACCCAAUACAGCACUCAGCGCAUCAAUCCCAUUAAACGGAAGACGCUACUACCCGGAGCUUGACCGGUACCAAGUAUGCGUGGGAGCAACAGAGAUUAAGCUCGAUCCGCCAUUUCCACCACUGGACACUACAUCUACAGCAAAUCAAAUUUCCCAGCAGCUACGAGACGAUCUUGAAACACGAGUUCCCUUCUACAACGUGGGCAUGCUUCUACGAUUUAUGAACGUUUCGGGUUUUCUCAAGGACAAAAUCGGCAAGCAUGGCAGAGUCACGCUUGAAGUGAGCAAUGUUGGUAGAGUUAAAGGCGUCCGCGAGAUUUGGUUUGGACAAGAUAACGGGCUUCUGACCCACAUGCAAUUCGACGUUGCAAGUGGCGACGAUGCCAUGAAUAUAGUUGUCGCUUAUGUGGAUGAAGUUGCAAAUGACGUUGAGCGAAUGUUGCCCGCGUUGGAUGCUGAAUUUGACAAGAUUUUCAAGGAAUAG